AUGGCGGCGGAGCCCUACCCCUACGACGAGCUGAUCAUGGAGCCGGCCGAGCCGUGGCCCUACCCCUACGACGAGCUGAUCAUGGAGCCGGCCGAGCCGUGGCCCUACCCCUACGACGAGCUGAUCAUGGAGCCGGCCGAGCCGUGGCCCUACCCCUACCCCUACGACGAGCUGGUCGUCAUGGGGCCGGAGCCCGAAGAGCCAUUCCCUUUCUCCGAUGACGUCUGGUGGAGGCAGUUGGAGGAGAAGGGCGGCCAGCCGUGGUCACAGUCCCAAGAAGAAGAGUUCCGGGAGCUGUUCCCCAUCCCGCUCCAAGAAGAAGAGUUCCGGGAGCUGUUCCCCAUCCCGCUCCCCGACGACGACGACGACGACAACCCUGCUGCUGCUGCUCCGGGUCAACCCGCUCCUCGGGCCCCGGCGUGGUGGCUUCCUCUGCCGCCGGCUGCGGCCGACGCCCACCAGCUCCCGCAACCGCCGCCGCCGGAGGAGCAGGGUCAUGCCGUCUUUGAUGCUGCUCCGCCGCAGGCGUGGGUUCCUCUGCCACCGGCUGCGGCCGGCGCCCACCAGCUCCCGCAACCGCCGCCGCCGGAGGAGCAGGGCCAUGCCGUCUUUGAUGCUGCUCCGCCGCAGGCGUGGGUUCCUCAGCCGCCGGCUGCGGCCGACGCCCACCAGCUCCCACAGCCGCUGCCGCCGGAGGAGGCCGGUUAUGAUGUCUUGGACGACCAGUGGAUGAUGCAAGAGGGCGGCGACGGCGAACCGUAUCAUUUCCUGCAGCCUCUGUCGCCGGUGGAGGAGGGUCGUCAUGACGUCUUGGACGGACAGUGGAUGCAAGAGGGAGACGACGACGGCGAGCCGUGGUCCCAGCUGUACUUGGCCCCGCCGCCGCCGGACGACCAGUGGAUGCAGCAGCUGCUCGACUAG
Aegilops tauschii subsp. strangulata is the source of this 921-nucleotide messenger RNA. The record is from RefSeq and is a predicted model, not a curated record. NCBI's taxonomy places the organism in Eukaryota, Viridiplantae, Streptophyta, Magnoliopsida, Poales, Poaceae.